This is a messenger RNA of Nerophis lumbriciformis (worm pipefish), 1158 nucleotides long. The record is from RefSeq and is a predicted model, not a curated record. NCBI's taxonomy places the organism in Eukaryota, Metazoa, Chordata, Actinopteri, Syngnathiformes, Syngnathidae.
AUGCCAGAGUCUCCAAUGAACGGGAACAUUAGGAUCAUCCUACUCAUCCUCUCCAUGUUGCUCUAUCUGUUGAUAGGAGCGGCUGUCUUCGACGCACUUGAGUCAGCAAGCGAGGUGGUCAGGAAAAAUAUGCUGGAUGAGAGGCUGGACGAGCUGAAGGAGAAGUAUGACUUGGUUGAGGAUGAUUUGAGAGAGAUUGAGAGAGUAGUCCUGCAGUCAGAAGUCCACCGGGGAGGAACACAAUGGGAUUUAGCUGGUGCCUUUUACUUUGCCAUCACUGUCAUCACUACCAUUGGCUACGGUCAUGCUGCUCCACGUACCGACGGUGGCAAAGCCUUCUGCAUGAUUUACGCUGUUUUGGGCAUUCCUCUAACACUAGUCAUGUUCCAGAGCCUCGGUGAGAGGAUCAACACAUCAGUCCGUUUUUUUCUGCGCCGAGCCAAGCAGACCCUGGGGUUACAGAACACCCAAGUAUCCAUGGGCAACAUGGUCCUAGUGGGUUUGCUGUCCUGCAUGAGCACUUUGUGUAUUGGAGCUGCAGCCUAUGCUCACUUUGAAGACUGGACGUUCUUAAAUGCCUACUACUACUGCUUCAUCACACUCACAACCAUUGGUUUUGGAGAUUUUGUGGCCCUGCAGAAAAAAGAUGCUCUCCAAAAGCGUCCCCCGUAUGUGGCAUUCAGUUUUAUGUACAUGCUAUUUGGACUAACAGUUAUUGGAGCUUUCCUUAACCUGGUAGUUCUAAGGUUUCUCACUGCUAGCACUGAGAAUCCCCCCAUACAAUUUGAAGCGGCUAGUGAAGAGCGAGAAGGCUUCAGCAGACAGUCCAACCUUAGUCUACCCAUGGAAGUGGGCAGCAGCUGUAUCAACCUCAUGUCUUUCCCAGUCGAGGUGCACCAACACACUUUAUCUGCGCAUGGAGACAACUCAAGGCGAUCUGGAACCAAACCCUUCAAUAUAUUACUCUGCUGCGGCUUGGACAUUAAGAGCAGUCAUUCUCAGUCCCACUGUGAGCAGGAGGGCAGCCACAGCAACCCUGUCUUUUAUAACUCUAUUUCUUACAGGAUAGAGCAAUCCUCCUGCAGUUCAUGCUUCAUGUCAUUACAGAACCACAGCAUCAUGCACCACAGGAAUCAGCCAAGGAGAAAGUCUUUAUAA